Molecule: messenger RNA, 798 nt
Organism: Vicia faba (fava bean)
Lineage: Eukaryota; Viridiplantae; Streptophyta; Magnoliopsida; Fabales; Fabaceae
Source: the annotation of a GenBank genome assembly
AUGAAGGUUUUGGCUUGUCCCAAUUCUAAACCAAAUAAGAGUGCAGGAGACCUAGUGGGUAUAGGUACCGAUCGGAGAAUAGCUUCAGGUAGCCCCUAUAGACGACAUCCGUGGGGUUCAUCGGAACUAUAUAACAAAGGUAUCCAUCAAUCAGUCAUCAACAUACCAGCCUCUUCACUUCGCUUCUCGCUCUCCUAUAACUCUAAUCAAGAUGCUUUCCACAAGGGUAUGAAAUAUUUGGAUAAAGUCUCACUCUCGAUGGCAAAGCUGGGGAAGAUCGAUCUAAGGGGUGAACCUAUUUCCGGAUUCCUUCUAGUGCUUAAGGCGAAAGAAGAUCAGACUAAGUUCCUUUCCCCAUUCUUGGGUGGAUUAGAAGCAUUAGAAGAUCUUCCCCAUCCCUAUUGGAAUGAAUGCUUGAAUAGUCCUUUCCCCUUUGGCCAAGCUAGUAAAGUACCUCAUUCUAUCAUUUCUUACUUGACUUUUUUGACUGUAGCGGUUACGGCUAGACUACUUUGCUCAGCCACUCCUUGCUUCAUUUUUGAAUGGAAAAGAAAGGCUAUUUUCAGUUACGGACUUAGGGACCCGGGUCAAAAAGAUGUCUUUCGCCCUGAGAUAGAUUUCUUUCUCGGAUCCGCUAUAUAUUAUACAUUGGUUCAAGAAGGGCCUUCCAAACUGGAUCAUCCCACUCACUGUCUGUGGGGUAGGAGGUUGUCACCGACAGAGCGCAAUUACACCAUAACUGAAAGAGAAGGACUCACAUGGUACAUUCUGUACAGAAGUUUCGACAUUAGCUAUUAG